Molecule: messenger RNA, 568 nt
Organism: Xenopus laevis (African clawed frog)
Lineage: Eukaryota; Metazoa; Chordata; Amphibia; Anura; Pipidae
Product: serine/threonine-protein kinase N3-like
Exons: 2
Coding region: 236-550 (104 amino acids)
Source: RefSeq, a predicted model, not a curated record
AAGGACGUCAUACACAGGUAAGAGUUAAUAAAGGGGGAUUUGUAGCUGUUGCAAUUUAGUAGCAGGACAAUUACAGGUUGAAAGUCACUGCUUGGAAAGCUAAGGGUAGGGAAAAGAACAGGAACCAGAAUUCUUUGAGCUUGGCUUAUGGCUCAGCUAUUUCACAGCAGUUUUAAUGUGUCAUAACAUCUCCCUUUUAUUUUAAUACAGAGAUUUAAAGCCGGGGAAUCUACUUAUGGAUCAAGACGGCUACAUCAAGAUCGCCGAUUUUGGGAUGAGCAAAACUGGCAUUGGAUAUGGAGACCGCACCAACACCAUGGUUGGGAGUCCUGCUUAUAUGGCGCCCGAAGUCGUGAUGGAGGAGGAGUACACAAGAGCCGUCGACUGGUGGGCUCUUGGCGUCAUCGUUUAUGAGAUGCUCCUCGGAACGGUAAGCAGAAAUUGCCACUGGCCAGCUAUAGGUGGAUGUAUUAAAGUUAAAUACUGUUCUUUAUCUAUACUCAUUAAACACUCUGUAGAAAAAGCAUGGCCUCCUAAUAAAUACCCAUGAAUCAUUUCAGAGACCUUU